This is a messenger RNA of Mya arenaria, 4257 nucleotides long. RefSeq names its product solute carrier family 35 member E3-like. NCBI's taxonomy places the organism in Eukaryota, Metazoa, Mollusca, Bivalvia, Myida, Myidae. Gene Ontology annotation, molecular function: nucleotide-sugar transmembrane transporter activity; antiporter activity. Gene Ontology annotation, cellular component: Golgi apparatus. The coding region runs from base 83 to 1087 and encodes 334 amino acids. The transcript has 6 exons. The record is from RefSeq and is a predicted model, not a curated record.
UUUAUAUUAAAUCAGAUAACUGAGUAUUUUAAUUUCGAAUAUUGAACUUUAAUUAUUUACAAUAGCUGGAAGGCAUAUAUAUAUGCGACAAUUAUAUAUUACGAUGCAGAGACCACAACGACAAGUUGAUUCGUUUGCCACGUUCAGAAGAGAGUUCAAGAUGGCGGCGCCCAGUCAAACUUUUGUUACUUGCUGUUUACUGGCAAAUAUUUGUUGCUCAAUUCUUAUAGUUUUGAUUAAUAAGUGGAUUUAUACAAAUUAUGGAUUUCCAAACAUUACGCUUACGUGCAUACAUUUUAUUUUUACGUCAAUUGGACUUGUUAUUUGUCGCUUCCUUGGUGUUUUCGAGCCAAAAAGUCUACCAAUCCAGAAAAUGAUUCCUCUUGCACUGACUUUCUGUGGAUUUGUUGUUUUUACAAAUCUGUCGUUGGAAACAAACUCUGUUGGAACAUAUCAGUUGAUAAAGACAUUGACAACUCCGUGCAUAAUGAUUAUCCAGACCUACUUUUAUGGAAAAUCAUUCUCUAUGCCUGUGAAACUAACUGUGAUACCUAUUGCAUUUGGAGUGUUUUUGAAUUCCAUGUUUGACAUCAAGUUCAAUGUGAUUGGUAUAACAUUUGCUUCCAUUGGCGUGCUUGUUACAUCUCUGUACCAGGUGUGGGUUGGGGAGAAGCAGCACGAGUUUCAAGUGAACUCCAUGCAGCUGUUGUACUACCAGGCCCCUCUGUCUGCCACACUGCUCGUGGUCAUCAUCCCGUUCGUGGAAGGUGUUGACUUGAAUAUAUUUCAGACGUGGCCAAUUGAGGCUAUUAUAGCAGUGGUGAUAUCAGGGAUGGUGGCGUUCAUGGUAAACCUCUCCAUCUUCUGGAUCAUCGGCAACACCUCACCUGUCACGUACAACAUGGUAGGCCAUAUGAAGUUUUGCCUCACCAUGCUGGGAGGCUUCCUGCUGUUCGCCGAUGUCCUCAACAUCUACCAGCUUGCUGGCAUCUUCACAACAUUCUCAGGUGUGAUGGGAUACACACACUUCAAGAUGAAGGAGAAUAAGGCUGUAGAACUGCCCGUAGCGGCCAAAACUAGCAGCUAGGCCCCUGCCACCAGGCACGGAAAAUGACAUCAAAGCAGGAAAUGACGAUCAAACAGAACAUUGGAUUUUUUUAAUCCCAAAAAAACUAGAUAUAUAAUAUCCCAAGAAAUGACUUCACAACAUAGUAUCAUUGUUAAUAAAAUGUUAGGGAAUAAUCUGAUUCCGUGGAUUUGAUUUCAAAUCAAAUCUUUCUUGAUGUGAGUUUUUUGCCUUUUAAACAAGGGGAGAAAAUGGUUUAGUUUUUAUAACUACAGCAAUUGAUUGUUCAUUGUUUAUUUACACUGCAUGUUUACAGUUACUGUACGCAUGAUGUUAUUAUUUAAACAAGAAAUUUGGAUUUUCGCCUUAUUUGCUGUUAUAAUAGGUAUUAUUCAAGAAAUUUUUAGAUCUUGGCCAUUAACUCUUCAAAUGAACACACCAAUUUUACUGGUGUAUGGAUUUACUUGCUUAGAAACGGCUCAAUAAGAACAUUGAAAUAAUAAUGUAUGUUUCUUUGUUCAAAUCAAAAUUGUACAGAUCUAUGUAGAUUAUUGGAAAUCUUAACUGUAUUCAUUGUUAAAUGAUAUCUUUUACGGUAUUAUUAUUCUGAAAGAGUCAAUUUUGAGAGAAACAGUGCUAAAAAUUGACAAAAAAGUUGAACAAAAUGAUUAUGAACAUUGAAUAAUUACCUAAUUAUUGUUUUGACAGCACCAGUUACAUUUUCCUCAUGCUUUUUACACAAUGUUACUACAAACAUUUACCUUUGAUAUUCACCUAUCUUGUACAUUCCAUUCCCUGCACACUCGACUGGCAUUUCCGGUGAAUUAGCCAUGUCCAAAAAUACUGUCUGGCUCCCCUAAUGCCAGAUGGGUCAGGGGCUACAUCACAUCACUUUUAUUUCUUUUACUGUAUGUUUUCUAUAAAUUCAUCAUGUCAUUUUAAAAAAGCAUAAUUUAAUAUAUAUUUUAUAGUUAUUCUUUUAAUUUAACAGGAAAAAAAUCAUCUCUGACAUGCUGUGUUGACGGUAACUGAGCAAGCCUCGUUACCAGCUAAAGCAGAUGCCCUCCAGGCAGAUUUUUCUAUCUGGACCGGAAUUAUUUGUUUUAUUAUAUAAUUAUUUCUUUUUUUGUAAACUGAUAUUUUAGUAAAUGACUGGAAAAUUCAAGGACAGUCAAAAUGCCUAUCUUAAAUGUUUCAAGUCGUUCUGUUGUUCAGUUAGUUUGUUAUGUGUUCUGUUAUAUGACAAUGUUCAUUUUUAGAUUUUUAGCUUACCAUUUAAAGAACGAGUGCUUUACAGUCACACCUGCAUGGCAUUGCUGUUGUUUGCUUGUAGUAUGGAUGCAGACCACAAUCUUGCUCAUUCUGGGGUUUAUUUUUAUGCUUUGUUAACAUGAGCAAUUGAUACAUUGGGCAAUGGCUGUGUGUGUUCUUAUUUUCUGUGAAGAAAUCCAUACUUUUUUACAAAUGAUUUGACAAUUUUGUUUUAUGGUUGAAUAUAGGGUUUGUUUUAUAGGAUUUAUUUAAUAUUUAUUUGAUGACAAUUUGUGGGACGAUACAAGUAUUAUAUUUGCAUCAUCGUUUUCUUCACGCUUAGAGGCAAAUCUACUGCUGCUUUGUCUGCUUGGCAUUUAUUUAUAUUAUUAUUUUAUUAUUUCAUAUACAUGGUUCUGUUAAAAAAAUAAAACAUUGAAUAGAUGUAAAAUCCUGCAGAAUUAUAAAUUUAAUGUUGAUAAUAGUGAAUACCAGUAAAUAGUGAUUGUUUAAUACUAUAAUUGCAUUUCAAUUAAACUUUCCUUUGAAGAAAAUAGUGACAUGUUAAGUGUUUUUUCUGAAAUAAUAGCAUUAUAGAAACAGAUAUUUUGUUGAAUACUGAUGUAAGAUCAAUAUUUAAGUUACUCAUGAUCCAGACAAUUCUAAAUUUGUGAAUAGCUGUCCAUCACUUGCUAUAAUUUAGGUUUCUGUGAACAGUCAGUGAAAUAAAAAUCUUACACCGAACCUCAAUAUGAUUUGAUGUGGAGACCACAUUCACUAUCUUAAAUAGCUCUUACAUUGGAUUACCAUUCGUUGUAUCUGGACCAAAACCUUUCCAUUGUCCACAAAUGUUGUUUUUGUGUUUCAAGCAGUUCAAUUAACUGUCCUGUAAGAUAUGUUUUAGUUUGAAAGCAUCAUGUAAAACCUUAAUUAUGAAAAUAUCAUUGUCAACCAACUAGGCUUGAUAAAAAAUAAAAAUAACAUGUUCUCCAUAGGCUGAGUGACAUACCAUGAAAUUUGUGUCUUUUGCCUGCAAUUCUUAAAGUUUAAGCAUGGUUCUUAAUUGAGGACAAUCAUCAAUUUAAAAGGCUAUAAAUAAAAGUAAAUUACCAUUCUACAUUGCAUUUGCCUAUCAGUAAUACAAAAAGUGAACAUUCACAUUCAUACUUGUUAACUACUUAUGUUAAGUAAACCAAGUAUUUUUCACAAGAAACAACUAUAUGUUCACUGGCAAAUCAUGUUGGAUAUCAAUAUCAGUUUGGAUGAUGUCUUUAUGAUUUUCUUGUUAUAUUUAUACGCAUUAAAUAUGUAAAUAAUUAUACUAGUAUUAUUUUGUGACAUAAUAUCAUGAAAAAACCUACAUUUUUUAUGACUGUUGUUCGUCUUGAGUAACCAUUUCUCCAAAACAUAUAUAUAGUGUAUAUGACCUAUUUAAGUGUUUGUUUAUGUUACUUCCAGCAAUAUACUACUCAAAAUUUGUUAAUAAUUCAUCUACCACUAAUAGUUCCUUUAAUGUAAAAGCCUUAAACUUAAGAGAUAUUGAUUUGUAACUAACAGGUCUUUUAUUAAAGAAAUUUGAUAGAAUCGCAGGAACUGUAGCAGUAACUGUGCUGUUUGUGCCAUAGGACAAUUGAAAGAGUUUAAAUACAUCAAUUUAAAUGAUAAUAUUUUAUUUUUUUGAUAAACCUUAUUAGAAUUCUAAAAGAUUGAUCAGUUCAACUGAUAAUAUUGAUGAGAAAGGAUUUUUUUGUCAAACAAUGUCUUUCUAGUUUAGUCAAACAGAAUACCAUAAGUCAUUACGACAUUUCAUAUUUUCUUCAGCAUAUAGAUAUUUCCUAACCAAAAUAAUUAUAGGGGAUCCUUAGCAAUAUUAGAUUAGUAUAUUAAUGAAUGUAUGUUCUCUUGGGUUUACCAGGUUAGAAAAUAAAACAAUAAAAGUU